GCAUCAUCGCAGGGGCUCGGUGUAGCUGGGAAGGCGACUUCUCUUCUGGUGGACAGCCUAGACUCCUACAUGUAGACAGAGAGGUCGCAGAGAAGAAACCCACCGCUUCACGUUGCUCUCAGACUCGAUGUAGCUUCACUCGACAAUGUCAAAGCUUCAUCAUUAAAAGAAAAGGAAAUUAUGACUGCAAACAUCUGGGUGCGGCAUACUCUAGGUGAAAAGGUUUCGCGCUGCCGGAGGUCGUACGCAUUUUUGCCUUUUGUAUUUCCUUGCUGAAUGUCGUGGACAUUUUGGAUUUUUUAAUGCUCUGUGUCAUUAAGUCUUACCAAUUAAGGGGACAUUUUUCUCCCGUCUUGACGUUUCGGUUAGUUAGUUUGAGUAAGGUAAAUACUUUGUGAGUGUGAAAACAACUGGAGACGACAUCGUUAAACAACUUGAGGACUGCUUGCAGAGGAGAAUGUGCGUACUGGGCCAGCUUCGAGUUGCUCUUUAAGGGGGCAACAUUAGCUAGCUGCUAACACUAGCACACCCCUAUUAAACUACAGUCAAGCAAAGCUGUGAGACUAGUGCCCACGUCUCGACACUUUUUUUGGAUAGUAGCAUCCUGCCCAUAACCUGGACAUCAUUAAAUGAGACGCUGACUCGACAGCAAUCCGGAUACUGUAAACAAACUGUUGCUGUUGGUGAUAUCCACUGGGAUCCAGGUGCUUGAGUCCUAAAUGACAAGUGCCUGAGGAUGUCCAAGCGGAGCUUGUUUGUUCGCCUGGUGCCGUGCCGCUGCUUGCGGGGUGAGGAGGAGGCGGUAACAUCGCUGGACUACUCCCACUGCAGCCUGGAGACUGUUCCUAAGGAGAUCUUUAGCUUUGAGAAGACCCUGCAGGAACUCUACCUCGAUGCCAACCAGAUCGAGGAACUGCCUAAACAACUGUUUAAUUGCCAGUUACUCCACCGACUGAGCAUGCCAGAUAAUGACCUAACAGUGUUGCCAACAGCGAUCGCAAACCUCAUCAAUCUUAGGGAGCUUGAUGUCAGCAAAAACAGUAUCCAGGAGUUUCCGGAAAACAUCAAGAAUUGCAAAGUCCUAGCUAUUGUAGAAGCCAGUGUGAAUCCCAUAUCCAAGCUCCCAGAUGGUUUCACCCAGCUCCUGAGUCUGACGCAGCUCUACCUGAAUGAUGCCUUCCUGGAGUUCUUACCAGCCAGCUUCGGCAGGUUAACUAAACUACAGAUCUUGGAGCUGAGAGAAAACCAGUUAAAGAUGUUGCCAAAAAGCAUGCAGAAGCUCACACAGUUGGAGAGGCUGGACCUGGGGAGUAAUGAGUUCACUGAAGUGCCUGAGGUGUUGGAGCAGCUGACUGGAAUCAAGGAGCUGUGGAUAGAUGGGAACAGACUGACGUUUUUACCUGGGAUGCUUGGGAUGCUAAAACAGCUGGUAUACCUGGAUGUGUCCAAGAACAAUCUGGAGAUGGUAGAUGAGCAAAUCUGUGGCUGUGAGAGUCUGCAGGACCUUCUGCUCUCCAACAAUGCCCUCACACAGCUGCCAGGCUCCAUCGGCUCACUAAAGAAACUUACUGCACUGAAAGUGGAUGAGAACCAGCUGAUAUACUUGCCAGACUCAGUUGGAGGACUGACAUCGCUGGAUGAGCUGGACUGUAGUUUUAAUGAGAUCGAAGCCUUGCCCUCGUCCAUCGGUCAGUGUGUCAACAUCCGCACCUUUGCUGCAGAUCACAACUUCCUUACCGUGCUUCCCCCCGAGAUGGGCAAAUGGAAGAAUGCAACUGUGCUGUUCCUACAUUCCAACAAACUGGAGUCUUUGCCUGAGGAAAUGGGUGACAUGCAGAAACUCAAGGUUAUCAAUCUCAGCAACAACAAGUUAAGGAGUCUUCCCUACAGUUUCACUAAACUGAACCAAAUGACUGCAAUGUGGCUGUCUGAAAACCAGUCAAAGCCCUUGAUCCCUCUCCAGAAGGAGGAGGAUCCAGAGACACACAAAAUUAUGCUGACCAACUACAUGUUUCCCCAGCAAACCAGGACUGAGGACUACAUUCCCAACUCCGAUUCUGAGAGCUUUAAUCCAGCUCUCUGGGAGGAGCAGCGCAAGCAUCGAGCUCAGGUGGCCUUUGAGUGUGACGAGGACAAGGACGAGCGAGAAACACCCCCAAGGGAGGGAAACCUGAAGCGCUACCCUACACCAUACCCAGACGAGCUGAAGAACAUGGUGAAGACAGCCCAAUCUGUGGCUCACAGGCUGAAGGAGGACGAGUCAAGUGACGAGUCGGGGAAAGGUGCAAAACCAAAUGAGAGGAACCACAUUGGAGUGCAGGACGUGGGAGUUAAGGUGAUUGAGCCUCCCUAUCCUAAUGGUACAGCAUCAGACAUGGACUCCCAAGUAUCUACAGACACAUUUUCCCAUAACCCAUCUGCAACAGAAACAAAAGACACUUCAGACUCUUACAGCUCUCAGAAAGUCCCAAUCAAAUCAUCAGGGGGCUCUAUGAUGAACCAUGAAGACACCCUGGAGGAUUCCGAGGAGCUGUCUGAUGAAGAGGAGGAGAUGAAAAUGGCAGAGAUGAGACCCCCUCUUAUUGAGAUCUCCAUCAACCAGCCUAAAGUAGUGACUUUAAGUAAGGACAAAAAAGAUGAUGCAGACUCUUUGCUGGAUGACACAGUGGCCAACAGCAACCAGAACAACAGUAACUGUUCGUCGCCAUCACGCAUGUCUGACUCGGUGUCUCUGACUACAGACAGCAGUCAGGACAACUCUCUGUGCACCCCUGAGAGAGAGGCAAAGAUGCCCUUCUUACCAAAAAUCCGACGAGAGGAUGAGAAUAUGAACCAGCCUAAAGACACCACCCGUCUCCUCCAUAAUGGAAAUGGCUCCGAAACAUCCCUUCAGGCCCUUUUGAAAACCCAGCAGACUCCGCCAGAGAAAAUGGGUGACUACGACCUGUCUAUGGAAGCCAGACUGGCCUUCAUUGAGAAGGGAUUUAACAACGGCAUGGGUGAAACCUACACCAAGUGGGACCAGAUCAAUAUGAACGUGUCCAAGUUGCCAACCGACAACAUGGUUCAGCUGGAUGAGGGGAACCCAACCAAGAAUGGUUCAGUAACCCAGGAGGACUUGGACAGCAAGCAGGGUUUUAGCAAUGACAACAUGGAGCAUUUUCUGAAUGGAAACCAGCAGGUCAGUGACUGCAUCAAUAGUGUUGGGAACAAAACCCAAGCAAUGACAGUAGAGACAUCUGCUGUGCAUGUGGCCUCGACAGGCGUGACAGCCAGCAGUGACAUGUCUCUGUCUCGCAGCACAGAGGAACUGUCUCCAGACAAAAGGUGCCAUCCCCAGCAGGUGGUGAAGUCUCACAGUGUCAGCAACAUAGAAACAGGAGGCUUGAAGCUGUACUCUUUUGAUGGGGAUGAUGACCCCUAUGACGCAGCAGGAAUGAUGAGGAUGGCAGGAGCCGGGCCAGGAGCUCAGGGCCAGAGCAUAGUCCGGAGCAAGUCAGCCAGUCAGUUACUCAACGACCAGACUCUCCAGAUCUACCCCGGCUCCUCUGCAUCUUCCUCAGACCUGCUCUCCUCCUCUAAGCCCCCUGCCAGCACCAGCAGAUAUGCAGUCUCCUCCAGCAUGGCCAUGGGCAUCCCUCCUCCUCAGUACAACAUACAGUACACAAGCAGUGCCAUGCCUAAAGAGGGCCUCUGGUCCCAGAGGACACCCAUGCCCCCAGAGCACCAAGGUUACCUUCCUCCUCCUCCUCCACCACACUCACUUGCCAACACCAACUACUCCAACCGUAAUCAAGCACCUCCCUACCCUCUACAGCCCCAGCAGAGGGGGCCUCCCAUGGUUCCCAAAUCCCCUGGGGACAUGUGGACUAAGGAGAGACUUCAUUCUACUGGAGGCCAGGCUAGAAGCAGCACUCUGCAGAGGCAAAGCAGCACCGCCUCCACAGCCUCCAUGGGUGACCCGAGGCGUAUGCAGGUGCCUGACGGGGAAUACAUGACCUACAGGGACAUUCACACCCUCGGCAGGGGGCCGCUGGCAAUGAGCCAGGCCAUGCAGAGGCCCCUCUCAGCUCGCACUUACAGCAUCGACGUACCCGGAGCUUCCAGGCCUCUCGGCGCCAGGCCGCAGCCCCACGAGCUUCCAGAGAGGACCAUGUCGGUCAGCGAUUUCAACUACCAGCAAAGCAGCCCCAGCAAGAGGCACAACACCAGGGUGAAGUCUGAGCACUCGCUGGUGGAUGGGCCUGGACAGGUGUCAGGAGGAGUUGGAGCAGGAAGGGUGCCAGUUGACUGGAGAGACCAGGUGAUGCGGCACAUCGAGGCCAAGAAAAUGGAAAAGAAUGCGCUGUCUCGCUCCUAUAAUUCCAAUAACGCUCCGCUGAGCUGGUCUCACUACGGCAGCUGUAGGGAUAUGCAUGCCAGCCAAGGUUCUCUGGUCUUUAGUGCCAGGGACGGACAGCCCUACGGAGCACUGGGCUUCUGUGUGCCUUUGAUGAACGGUCAGAUGGGCCCUUCUGUUCGUGCUCAGGUGAGCCAGGCGCCCAUGGCCCGACACCCUUCCAGAGAGCAGCUCAUUGAUUACCUGAUGCUCAAAGUCUCCCAUCCGCCCCAGGGGCCCCCACGCAUCCCGCAAGACGCACUGCAGCAAGAGAUCCGUCUGAAAGUAGAAAAGAAUCCAGAGCUGGGUUUCAGUAUAUCAGGAGGAGUGGGAGGCCGGGGAAAUCCCUUUCGUCCAGAUGACAAUGGUAUAUUUGUGACAAGGGUUCAACCUGAGGGACCGGCAUCCAUGAUUCUUCAGCCGGGAGAUAAAAUCAUCCAGGCAAAUGGCUACAGCUUUGUGAAUAUAGAUCACGGGUACGCAGUGUCCCUCCUGAAGACGUUUCUGAACACUGUGGAUUUGACUAUCAUAAGAGAAGCGCAAGCAUAGACUCAACUAAGACCUCUAAAGAAAGAGGGACAUGAGAAAAGAGACAAACAGAGACUUUUUUUUUUUUUUAGUUGACUCUCAUAUUUUUAUACACAGAGGAGACUGACCUGUUGAUACCUGUUGGGACUAUUUAUAGUAGAGAUCUGCAUAGCCUUGAUUAAACAGGGAAAACCACUGAAUGUAGUGGGUCAAAGUGAGACUGUGGCAAACCUCUGCAAGUACGAGUCCUCAAAAGGCCAUCACUGUGGUAUAUAUAUUUUUAUACAAAAGAAGCUGAAGAUGUGACCUGCUCUGAUGCAAAUGAUUACUGUGGUCUCUGUACAGAUCAUCUUUUAUUUUUUAUUUUUUGUCCCAAACUCAUAAAUUCUUCAUUAUGAAUAGAUUUAGGUUUCAUUCCUGCGGAUUGACGUGAAUUGACCACUUGGGGACAGGGCUCCCUCUCUCCUGUCAUUCAAUUAGCCUGUUUUUAUUCUUUUGUCAACAUGUUAUUUUAGAUGUUGAAACCUUUUUCCGGUCUGCCGUGCGUUCAUAUAUGGAGGACAAUGUUACGUGCUUUUCAUGUGGAGACGAAUGUAGGUCAAGGAGGGGUUUGAUUUUUAGUUUUUUUUUUAUUUUGAGAACAGGAAGUCAUCCAGCCCUGCUUCCAUAAACCUGUGAGCACCCUCCAGCGUACAGACACUUCUGUUCUCAGUUCCAUCCUCACAGCGACUGCUCAGCAUAUCACCCAACCAGACCACUACUACCUGCGCUGUGUGGAAACAGUCCCCCGCAGUGUGAAUGAAUCACAGCUUCUCAGAUGUUGGAGGGGGGGAAAAAAAGUAGUCUGCGUGUGGUCAUUUUAAUAAGCCUGGAAAAUGGAAAGGAAAUUUAAAUAUUGGCGAAAUGGGAGAGGAGAGGUUAUUCGCUCUGAGGCGACGUGCGAGAGAGGAAUAUUGACGCACGAGCAAUAAGAGCGGUAGCUAUCGAUCUUCUCCGCUACUCCAAUCUUUUUUUUUUUUUUUUUUUUUUCCCGCGCUGUAUUUCCAAAAAUGUCAAAACUAUUCUUUUAAGCGGAGAAAGACAUGGCGGUUAUGCUAGUUAACCAAAGCAAGUUUGGAAAUUUGUAGACAGAAGGCAAAAGCAGCAGACAACUUAAGAAAGCUAUUUGGAAAAAGAACCGGUCAACGUUUCACUCAUAAGGUUUUUAUUUUUUUAAGGGCUUCAUCUUUCAGGCAGACAUUAGUGAGAUAAGUGUUAGUUUUGCAGGGGGUUUCAACAUCUGUCAGUUUAAUUUUUUUACAUGGGAGAAGACCACAGUUUGCCUUUUUUGUGUCUAAAAAUGUUUUAUUAUGCUUUUUACUUUUGGAUCACUUUGGAGUAGUUUUUUUUUUUUUCUUUGCUGUACAGAGAGUAGAGUUGGGAGAAACAAGUUGUCAAGUGCCAUAGACCUUGAACUGUUUGAAUAGGGGAGGAGCUUUGACCCCAGAACCCAAGCAAUAUUCACAUGUUCACAUCCUUCGGAGUACUUUUGCAGCAUAAUGGCUUAAAAGCAAUAUUUUAAAGCCUUCGUUUUCAUUCAAAAACAACAACAUUGGAUAGCAUUUUUUUUUUUUUUUAAACACAAUCUUUUAGUAAUCACCGAUGAUUUUACAUGAAUUUUAUAUUUUGAAGAAGAAUCUUUUUUUGUAAUGAAAUAGCACAGGAAAUGUAUAUACAGCAUUGCUUAAACAAAAGAUUUCUCUGCAUUGUGUACAAUUGAAUGUUUGUGUCACUUUGCCUAAGAAGAGCUUUUUACCGUUUGUUGCUUAGAUUACCAUAACUCCUGAUGUUUAUUUGUGCAAAAUCAACUUGCAUCACCGUCGAAAAUCCAGUCAAAGCUGCAUCUCAGAACAUUCCUUUGUCAAAGUGUCCGAAGGAAAGCUGUUUUUAAAGGCAACAUGUCACUCUGUGCACCGCUCUGUUAAUAUUCAUUCACUGGUAAAAACUCUUUAUUGAGACGUGUUUCCAAAAGAAAUGGAAAUGAUCAACAAAGUGAGUAAAGGCCCGGUAAAUUCCAACAAUACAUUUGUGACCACUGAAUUGUUUGUAAUCGAAUGUCAUCCUACAGUGUUUCAGCAAAUGGCAUUCCCUCAGCUUGUUUACAGUGGAUUGUGUCCUCUACUGUUCCCAUAUGUAGUUAAGAUUGACCCAUAUAUUAUGCUACCAAAAUAAAAACACUGUGGUAAAUUAACAAAAUGAAAUACCCCUUUUAAUAACAGUCACACUGUUUUAAGGUAGCUCUUCUUAGUGAAGCUGUACACUUCAUUUUUUAAACUCAAUCUAAAGUUGGUAAUUUUAUUCACAAGUAAAUGACAUUAAUAACGUGCAUUUCCCAAAUUUCUCACAGAACGUAGUGUUUUACACAUGAACUGUUUAUAUUAUUUCUAUUAAUUUUGUUGGUGAUUUCUGUUUACUUUUUAAGAGUG
This is a messenger RNA of Perca flavescens (yellow perch), 7371 nucleotides long. It is a transcript of the gene erbin, whose product is annotated as erbb2 interacting protein. Bases 737 to 4927 code for a protein of 1396 amino acids. The record is from RefSeq and is a predicted model, not a curated record. Gene Ontology annotation, cellular component: adherens junction; postsynaptic membrane; basolateral plasma membrane. Lineage: Eukaryota; Metazoa; Chordata; Actinopteri; Perciformes; Percidae. The transcript has 26 exons. Gene Ontology annotation, molecular function: protein kinase binding. Gene Ontology annotation, biological process: neurotransmitter receptor transport, endosome to postsynaptic membrane; neurotransmitter receptor transport postsynaptic membrane to endosome; cell-cell adhesion.